AUGUCAAAAUCAAAGUCAAAGCGCAAUCGCAAUCGCAAUCGCAAUGGUCCUGGCAACGCAAACCAAACUGCGUCAAUGCCAACGCCAAUGACCACAAAAAAGGGCAAGCCAAACGCUGGAUUCCAGCAAAAACAAAGUGGGCAAUCAACACCCUCGGCAACAACUAUUUCUUCUGGUCCCUCUGCUCCUUCGUCUGCUCCAAGAAAUGCAUCUGCACGCGUACAACAUGGCAAAAGAAAAAAUGCCACUACGCAGCCACAUUGCCCAUCGAAAGUUUUCAAGAAACGUCGAUCGAACGGCUCAGCACCAGCAACCAAGGCGUCAAACAAUGCGUUGGCAGGCCGCAGGGGAACCAACCCAGGUUCCUCUCAGAGGCCCCAGGCCAAGAGUCACAAGCCUCAAGACUCAUCCUGCAACCCUUCGUCAAAGCCCUUCCAGCGUUCAUCUACAGUCGAAAGGAGCCAUGAUUUAGGGUCAAAAUCUCAAUUGGCCAAUCUAUCGAUGUCUCAACCACUGUCAAGAAUCCCGUCGCCUGUAUCAUCCUCACCACAAAAGUUUAUGUCCCUCAAUCCGACCACCCCAAAUCGCCACCAUGUUAUGGGACGCCAAACUUGUAGCCCAUCGCCAUCGGACUCUGAAGCUGACUCUGACUCUGACCCUGAUUCGGGAUCCCAAUCGAGUCGGGAAUCAACUUCGACGUCAUCCUUUUCUGCAAAGAAACAGUCCACAAAGAAAUUAAAUGCCGAAGAAGUGUCCAGUGACGACAACAAACACAAACCGGAUGGAUUGUCACAACCAAUAUCCGAAUCCAAUCUGGAAGUUUUGUCAGACUCGUCCUCGGAAUUCGACUCUGAAUCCGACUCUGAAUCCGAAUCCGAAUCUAGCUCUGGAUCGAGGUCGAGAAUGGACUUGGACUCUGAUGUCGGGAUAGAGUUGCAACAAGCACAAGAACCGAUAUUGCUCGGCUCGUCGCCUCGACAGUCGCAAACGGGGAUCAUUGACCUAACGGUUAACACUCCCAUCUCCCGCCGAGGCGACAGGAGUGAAAGUGAGAGGACAAGCACAUUGCCACCUUCCUCCUUGAUACUCGACAUGUCUCAACCAGAAUCAUCCUGCGCACCAGAACCCAGCCUACCACCAUUCCUCCCAAGCCCAGGGUUGGCAUCGUCCUCGAGAGCGCCUGGAGGCAAAUUUUGGCGCCAGGCCCGUGAGAAUCCCAGCGUUGUAAGGCAGACCUUGUCAGAAUAUGGUUCCAUUAUAGGGACUGAAUCAUCCUCCGGAGAUUCCGUGGCCCCAACUGAAUGGCUACCACACUCUGGUCCGGAAUCAGAUCGAGAACCAUUGCCAUGUCCAACGCCAGCAAGUCCAUCCUCUCGAUACAAACCAGUGAGACGCACAGUAUCAAAGUCACGACCAUCAAGUUCUACAAAAAAACGGACUUCUCGUCCCCAUCCCAGCUCGACAAAACCUGCGCAGUCCUCGAGCACAAUAGAUCACAUAACAAAACUGCGAUUUUUGUAUAAAGGCAUACCCUUUGGUGGCCAGGGACAGGACAAUCACAUAUCUGCGGAGCUUCCCGAUAAUAAUGACAGUGCCGAGUCUGAUGAUACCGAUUGUCCGGACGAUCCCGGUGAUCAUGAUUAUUCUGAUAGUUCUGGCGAUUCGGAUGAUUCGGAUGAUUCGGAUGAUUCAGAUGGUCUGGAGUUUGUGGAUUCUGUUUCCGAGAUUUCAGCGGCCCGGCGGCCUACAUUGCAAUCUUCAGAACGUUCGAUAAAUAUGGAUAUGAGUCCAGGGAUGGCUGGGUCAGCGGAACCCGACUUGUCCUCAGACAACGAAGUAUCCACGAACUAUGAUGGCUCUGCGGAGAUUGAGGGACUGUCAUCCCAAGAGCUGGCACGACUCUGGGCCCAGAUAUCAUCGGACGCUGGAAAUUUGGAACGGGAACGGAAAAAAGCAAAAGCUAUCUCAUUACAAAAGAAACGUGAAUCGGAAGAGCAGCGCAAGCGCACCAUCGAAAGAAAUAAAGAGCAAGCGAGGCGACUGCGAGAGCAGAAGGAGAAACAAAGAGAAGAGCGAGAGACAAAGAGGAAACGGGAAUUGCACGCCCAGAAGCGACGACAAGAGCAGCAAGAACUGAGGAAUAGGAGACCGCAGGAUAAUUCUGAUUCCUUGGAGGAGGUGUUAAAACGCGACAGGCUACUGACAGUACAAUCGAAGCCGCCUGCGCAACUACGUAUGGGGGUUAACCACGGUCUCAGUCUCGAAUAUCGGAGAAGAGCAUCCAGACUUGUCCGCCCCUGUUCGAUGAACCAAAUCAAUAACGGACGGAAUGGGGUUCAACGAGAUAUCCACCAUUUGGAGGCAGUUGGGGCAGAUGCAUGA
Messenger RNA from Penicillium paradoxum, 2382 nucleotides. RefSeq lists its product as uncharacterized. NCBI's taxonomy places the organism in Eukaryota, Fungi, Ascomycota, Eurotiomycetes, Eurotiales, Aspergillaceae. The transcript has a single exon. The coding region runs from base 1 to 2382 and encodes 793 amino acids. The record is from RefSeq and is a predicted model, not a curated record.